CCUGCUGUAUAAGCAAUGAUAAGGAGCUUCUUAAUGUGUUUGCACAGGAGCUGAAGGAGAAAGGGCCUCUGACGCAGAAGGGCCCAUUGCCUGCUGCCUCCUUCACAAUGGAGGGCCCCGACGCUAAACACAGACCUAAAUGUCACAGCGACGCCCGGGCCACGGCGGGGCGGGGCAUGCCGCUGGAUUGGACAGUGGUGUGGCGAGGGUCAGGUCCACACCCAGGCUGUGCUGGGUUUAAAACCCCGUGUAGAACCUGCGUGAUGAGAGAGAACAGGACCUGAAGGAAACCACACACACUCGACAAGCCUUCUCACUGUAGGGGCGCUACAACAAACCAGCAAAGUGUGUGUGUGAAGAAUUAGAUCCUAUAAAACCUAAAAUAUAAAAUUUAGACUAAAAAUAUCUAAUAUUUAUCUAGACGCUUUUAUCUAGACGCUGCUUUCACCUGCUGUGAGAAAGCUAGAGAGGAAUUAAAAAUUUAAACAUUUUAAAUACAAUAAUCCUGUAUCCACACCCAGACUACGCAAACAUGCAGAAAGGAGAGAUGCUGAAAUUCCUCACAGCACUUACUCUGCUGAUUUCAGCUCCAGCUAUGGACGCUGCACCACUGAUUUCAGAGCUACCAGAUCUUCAUCAGGUAUCACUGAAUGGAGGUGACCCAAAACUAACAGACCCCUGGACGAGUAGUCCAGAUAUACAGGCGAUGACGGCGACCAGCAGCCUAGCUAAACUGCUGAAGACAGAACCAGCGCUGACGAAUUCCAAUAGGAAUGAAAAAACUGCAGGAGCUUCUCAUAGAUCUGACAAAACCACCAGUUCCAGUUACGUGGUGACUAACAAUUUAGACAGACAAUUAAAAAUUGCUUCUGAGACAAUCCUCUCUGAUGAACUGAAAAACACAGUCCCGGCACGGAUCCACUUCAAUAAACGCCUUCAUACAGACCCUGUAAUAAAUGAUCCUAAAACUAAAGAACUCACCACAACAGAGCUACACGAUGUCUACAGACGUCUGAAGCUAACGGCGGAGUCCACUGAAUCAAAUAAACCAAGCAAGACUUCUUCAGAGAACAAGAGGACGAGGACGAGUUCAUCCACUAGUGAACCAGACAGACGAGAAAAGAUAAUGAAGAUGCUGAGCGUUCUCGAAGAGCUUCAAAGAGCAGUGGACAGCACUCUGAGCAGCCGCAUCACUAUUAUACCCAGAGGUAUUAAUAAUGGACGAAAUUCAGGAAAGAAAAGUAAAACGGUACAGACAGAUGGAAACCUGAAAUCCACUACUGUGUCGUCAGUGGGGAGCAGUGGCACCUCACCGAGGACCAGCACUGACCAAGCCGACCCCAAACUCCUAAACGGAAAAGCAUUCAAGAAGUCCCUCCCAUCAACUCCCAAGAAAACCAACAAAAGAGUUUGCUUCUGGAAGUACUGCUCUCAGAAUUAAAGAUUCGCCAACUGUCCACAUUCUUCAUCUCUGCAGCUCCUCUUCCUCUUCAGUCUUAUCAGCAUCUAAUUUAACCAGUUAAUGAUGUGAUGUCUGUCCCACUGCAUUAUGUUCAGUAAAAAAAUUAAAUACAUGAAAUAAUGACAUAGCUCAACCUCCCCUGUGCAUACUGUAUACUCACUUAUAUUUAAAAGAAUAUUUGAUCAUUGUUAUUUAAAAUGUCAAAAUGUCAGGUGGUGCGACCCAGUAUAGCAGGAACUGUAAUAAAUCUUAGAAAAAAUAUUUUCUAGUACCUGCAUUAUAAAUUGUGUAAGUUGAUAGACUUUUUUUUAAAUUAAAUAUGUCUGUCAGUUAUAGACUUUAUAGAACAAUUUUAA
Messenger RNA from Astyanax mexicanus (Mexican tetra), 1818 nucleotides. RefSeq names its product urotensin II-related peptide (gene urp2). Gene Ontology annotation, biological process: regulation of blood pressure; blood vessel diameter maintenance. Gene Ontology annotation, cellular component: extracellular region. The record is from RefSeq and is a predicted model, not a curated record. Bases 533 to 1441 code for a protein of 302 amino acids. The transcript has 5 exons. NCBI's taxonomy places the organism in Eukaryota, Metazoa, Chordata, Actinopteri, Characiformes, Acestrorhamphidae. Gene Ontology annotation, molecular function: hormone activity.